AUGUCGCAGGGACUCCUUGCCCCAGAUGGACCUAGCUACCAAGCACUGAUCAUUCCCAAUGCCACACGUAUCAACGACAAAGUGUUGUCCAAGUGCAAAGAAUAUGCUGAAGCCGGUCUCCCCAUAAUAUUCAUGGAAGCAUCACCAUAUUCAUUGCCGCGAGUUCCUAGCCAAAACGAAACCGUAACGGCGCUGAGAGCAAGAUGCAAAGAGUCAGAUCGCUUUCGCUCGGCUGAUUUACAAACGGGUGGAGACAUCAAACCUUGGAAGAACUUUGAAGAUUGCCGCUUUGCCAUCACUCUCGACUACAUCACUUGCUGUGGAAAGGCUCAUGACUCUGUUGACGUGGAAGCGACCUGGAAAUGCAACAGGGAGUUGUACCAAAAGGCGCUAAAAGUCCGGUGCGCUCUCGCUAUGAAGUUUUGA
Penicillium robsamsonii is the source of this 426-nucleotide messenger RNA. RefSeq lists its product as uncharacterized. The transcript has 2 exons. The coding region runs from base 1 to 426 and encodes 141 amino acids. The record is from RefSeq and is a predicted model, not a curated record. Lineage: Eukaryota; Fungi; Ascomycota; Eurotiomycetes; Eurotiales; Aspergillaceae.